CUAUCCCCUUGUUGGAUGCCUUUGGGUUGUUAAGAACCCAUGUACUGGUGAUCUCUCCCCACACUCUGUCCCAGUGCUGGGCUUGGCUAAUUCCCUCCUACAAGGUCUUGAUUUAAUGCAAGGCUGCUAAAGUUUCCUAGGCUGCUCCCAACCUCCAACAUGCUGGCUCUUUGAUAUUGUUCUGCUAGACAAACCUCUUGCCAAGACUUGGGUCUGUGUGUCCACUUGCUGUUGGGGUUCUGAUUUUGCUGGACACGGUGUCUUAAUAGGUCGACUCUUCCUAGAUCUGUUUUGGGGUCCAGGUCCAGUGGAGGAUUCACCUAAUCCUAGGGUAAACCCAUUCAACCAGCCCAGCAGCAAGGUGGCUUUUUGGAAACUGCAUGGAAGGACUGAACCAAGGCCUGUGGGGAGAAUAAUCUUCAAAGGAAGAACCGGGCCAGAUCUGCAGCUGGGGUAGCUCGGCACUGCUCCAUUAGAGGCAACGGAGCAUUGAUACCAGCAGGAGCUCUGGCCUGUUGCUCCCACUCUUGCUGGAAUCCCUUUCUGCAACCAGCUAACCCCUGCCAUUGCUCUGCCAUCAGUGGUGUAAGUUUCCUUGUGUCCCACAGCUCCUGAGGAAGUGCUUCCUGCAGAUGAGCAGUCCAGAGGUGGAAUGGUCCCUUGGGACCCCCCACUUUAAAAAGUCCAGCAUCAAGCAGGUAAUUCAGGUACUCUGCGCUGGCCCUUGGUUGUCACAACAACCUGCUCUGCUGUAGCAAUCUCCUACUGUGUCUGCACAGGGGGCCUCCCAGGCAGGGAUUGCUGCUGCCAAUCCUUCCCAUGCCUAUUUUUUUCCAUUAUGAUUUUCAGACUCCUUCUUCCUUCCUCCUACCCCUGUAAAAUGAGAAUAGCUUUCCUGCCACUCAAUGAUGCUUCCCCCAGGACCUUCUCACCUGCACCUCUGUCCCUGGGCUCCUCAGAAGCAAACUAGGCUGUUUUGUUGCAAUAGCAUGCCAGUUAGUGGGGAUGUAUUUCUAGGAUACUCAUAUGUCUCAUGCAAGCACCACCUGGGAUUGGUGUCUGUCCUGGAAAACAGGGAUGUGGUGGAGAUACAUGGAGAUGGGCAGCUUCUGAUUCCACACCUGCUGUGUGCAGCUUUGUCCAUUCUUCUUCCACCCUGCUCUGCACUGCUCAUCUCUGUCCUUAGCUCUCUGGCUAUGAUAACGGUACAUCCAAUAAUUGGAUGCAAGUUGUCUGCCCUGUGUUUUACUAUUGGGCCCCUCUCAGUCCCGACCAGCAGUCCUAUGGGUUUCUCUCUCUUCAGGUAUAGUUGCCAGGUCUGCCAACCUGUAGGCAGACUUCUGCAGCAUAAUGUUACUUCAUUCCCACCCUGCCCCAACCUAUUUAUUGCCUGGAGCAAAGCUGUACCCCAGUUUCCACAGGUGAUUGCAGCUAUUUGCCAUCUCUUUGCCUCCUGGUCUAUUAACUACAUGUUCCGCACCCUCAACAGCCCUCAUCAUAGGACCAUAGAAAAGCAGAGCCUCAGGAGGUUGUCUAGCUCCACCCAUUGCUCAAGGCAAGAUCAUCGAUCAUGUCCUAUACAAGUGCUUGUCUAAACUUUUCCUAAAACUACACAAACAACCCUGUUACACAGCUGCAAGGCACAUGGUGCCAAGCCGUCCUAGCACUGACCAUGAUGUGGUAGUGCCUCCAGCCGAGGCAUCCUGCAGCUUCAUUCAUCCCUGAUGACCCUCUUGCCCCCCAGGGAGUCUUGAAGCUGGUUCAGUACAAGUUCAGCCACCUGCCGCCCAAGGAGCAACGGACCAUGUAUGAGCUCUCCACGAUGUUCCUGCUGUGCCUCAACUCCUUGAAGCUGAAGAUGCCCUCCCAAUUUCGACAGCACUCGCAGAAUGAUGAUGCCUCCACCUACAAGGUGAACUACACUAGCACAACAUAUGGUCCCUAAUUCUGCAAUGUGCUGUAAAGUCUGAUCUGGAAGAGCUGAAGACUUGAGGUUGUGCUACUGAGUCACACCCACACCUCAAACCCCCUGAUGUGCUCCCACCCAUCCCGCCUUCCUUUGUGAGCUCUGCUCUCAGCUGGACCACAGCAGCUUGGUCUGUAACCCAAGCCCCUGGCUGGCUGUGACUAUGCUGCCCAAUUUGGAUCGGUGAUGCUUGCUUCAGGAAGCAGGUGCUGUUAUUUUGGCACAUGAGUAAUCCUUAAGCCAUCAGCUGCUUAAAAAUAGAAGAUGGCAUCUCGAGGGUAUGAAUGGGACCGAGAAUUCUGGAUGGGCCCAGGCCUGGCCAGGAAGAGGAUAAAGGCCACUGGCUCCCACCAGCUGAGCAGAGCAGCUCCAGGACCAUCAGAGAGGACUCAGCCCCAGCGCUCUGAGUCAGCCACAGAAGCAGAGAUGCUGUGCCACCUGCACCUCCAGCCACCUUCCUACCGCACCCUGGCUCCCUGGGUGGGCCCCAUACUCACGCUGUGGCCUCAACCCAGCACCAUCUUUGCUGAGCUGGAGCGGGAGGUCCGAUGGGAGAUGGAGCGGACCCAGGAUUUUAUGAGCGGUGUCCAGAAGCUCUUAGCAGGUGAAGGGAGCAGUAACCCCAGCAAAGAACAAGAGCAGAGCACCAACAUGACCCUGCCCCAGGGAACAGACAGGGGCUUCACCAUAUCCCAGGACAUUAAGGGCUUUGCCCCUGAGGAGCUAACAGUGAAGCUGGUGGGCAAGAAGGUGUUGCUGACAGGCAAGAAGGAAAUGCAAAGUGAGGACAGUAAAGGCUCCUUCUCCUACAAGUUUGAGGUGUUCAAGCGGGAGUGGGAUGUGCCCGAGGGCAUGGACCCCAAUGAAGUGACCUGCUCCAUCUCCAGUGAGGGCCAGCUGCGCAUUGAAGCACCGCACCAGGCACUGACAGCCACUCCUGAAAGGAAUGUGCCCAUCCAGAUCACCCCAGUGGGGUGUGAAGCUGCAGUGCGCUCCAAAGAGGGGGCCAAUGGCAGAACCAAGGCAUAACGGGGACUGAGAGCUGACACCUGUCAUGCUGGCGGAGCCAGGGAGAGCACAGAGCAGUUUCUUGGAGCAGCAUCAGAGCUGAGAGUUAUCGGAGACUGAUGCAGGCCCCAUGCGGGUGGGAGGGUGCUAGGCACUGUCUAACUGCCCAUGAGAUGUGUAUUAUAUCACUUCUUUUUAUAUGAAAUAAAUGGGUUUGUCUUUUC
Alligator mississippiensis (American alligator) is the source of this 3198-nucleotide messenger RNA. RefSeq names its product heat shock protein beta-11. The record is from RefSeq and is a predicted model, not a curated record. The coding region runs from base 2231 to 2995 and encodes 254 amino acids. Gene Ontology annotation, molecular function: protein folding chaperone. The transcript is spliced from 2 exons. Lineage: Eukaryota; Metazoa; Chordata; Crocodylia; Alligatoridae. Gene Ontology annotation, biological process: protein refolding; response to heat.